Messenger RNA from Aspergillus pseudotamarii, 825 nucleotides. RefSeq lists its product as uncharacterized. Lineage: Eukaryota; Fungi; Ascomycota; Eurotiomycetes; Eurotiales; Aspergillaceae. The record is from RefSeq and is a predicted model, not a curated record. Bases 1 to 825 code for a protein of 274 amino acids. The transcript has 2 exons.
AUGUUCCAUCUUCUGCCGUUACUAGCAUUGAUCACAACAUCGGUAGCGGUGAGGUCCGAUGCGACCUGCUACUUCGUCAACGGCAAUAUUGCCACGGCCGAUGUUCCCUGCAACACGAGCGCAGAGAUAACCACCUGCUGCAACAAGAAUGACAUAUGUCUCUCGAACGGUCUCUGCUACCUCCAGAGCCAAGGAAACCACCCGGUCAUGUCCAGGGGCAGCUGCACAGAUCAAAAUUGGGGCGGUGCUUGUAAAGCUGCAGAGCCAUGUGCGCGCUGGAACCAGGGUACUGGCUACCGGGUUGUGAAUGCAAUCGAUGACCAAUAUUGUUGUGGAAACGUUGUGAGCAUCGACAACACUUCGAUUGAAUGUGCCGUCGAUCGUGCCUUUACCGUCGCUAUUGGAACCGUGAUGCCUGGCGUCGCAGCGCUAGCCAACUACACCAAAAGCAGCACGAGCAGCAGUCCUUCUUCUUCAGGAAACAGUAGCAGUGACUCUUCAGGAGAUACCUUGGCUGACAGGAACGAUCGAUCGACGCGACUCGCCAUCGGGUUAGGUUUGGGUAUUCCUCUGGGCCUGAUCGCCGGUUCGGUCUUGAUCUGGGGAGCAUGGGAGCGCAAACAGAGGACUGCUUCGAAGACGGAGCUAGAGGCGCUGAAGGCGAGCCUUGCUGCCGCUGGCCCACCAAGUGGAAUGGGGUACAAUUAUCAGCAUGGUCAUGGCUAUGCUCCAGUCCCUGCCGCGCCCCCCACAGAGCUGGGUCAAUACUCCAUCCCCGUAUCGGAGCUGGACUCAGCCGGGGCUAAGGGCUCGACAAGGAGGUAG